AAGUUGUUUCCAUCCGUUAGAUCCCAUGCUCUGCCGGUUAUCCCUUAAAUACAUUCCUUAAAAAUAAAAAUAUUGUUCCUCCUUUGUCUUCUUUAAAAAACAAACCACGCCACCAAACAAACAAAAUUUACAGCUUCGUAGCUAAAACAGAGUAAAUGAGCGACGCACUUAACAGAGACUACCAAAUCUGCGAGGAGAUCGGCCGUGGACGAUUCGGUAUUGUUUUCAGGUGCAUCUCUCGCUCCAUUGGCGAUUCUUUAGCUGUCAAAUCCAUCGUCAAGAGCCUCGUCUCUGGCGACUCCCUCGAAGCGCAAUGCCUCUUAACAGAGCCCAAGACCCUCCACCUCCUUUCUCCUCACCCCAACAUAAUCCAACUCCACAACCUUUACGAAGACGAAACUCACCUUCACAUGGUCAUCGACUUAUGCUCUAAACAAGACCUUCACGAUUUGAUAAUCACUAACGGGGUUCUUUCAGAGAAUGAAGCUAGAGUGGUUUUCACUCAACUGAUGAAAGCCAUCUCUCACUGUCAUACAUACGGCAUCGUUCAUCGAGACAUCAAACCUGAAAACAUCUUAUUUGACGAGGGGAAUACAGUUAAGGUAGCGGAUUUUGGAUCUUCUGACGUUGUAAUGGAAGGGGAGAUGGUGAAUGGUGUAGUGGGGACACCGUAUUAUGUGCCCCCUGAGGUUUUGUUGGGAAAAGAGUACGGAGAGAAGGUGGAUGUGUGGAGUGCUGGGGUGGUGUUGUACAUAAUGUUAACUGGAUUUCCGCCGUUUUAUGGGGAAACAGUGGUGGAGAUAUUUGAGGCGGUUUUGAGAGGGAAUUUGAGGUUUUCUGCAAGAGUUUUUCAGUCGGCGUCGACAAGUGUUAAAGAUCUUUUACGGAGGAUGCUCUGUAAAGAUGUCUCCAGGCGAUUUUCUGCUGAACAAGUGCUAAGUAAGUUGAGCGAAUUAAAUCUUGACAUCCAUGGGUAGCAAAUGCGGCUGAUUUAACAUGAAGGGACAGGGGGGCUUAGACUGAGUAAAGACAUGCUUGUAUGGUAUAGAUGUGUGUACUUGGUAGUAGUGUACAUACCGCAUAGAGAGCUGCAGCAGCUGCAGCAGCGAGUAUCCUACUGGGUUUUCACUUAGAAAGAGGAUGAGUUUCCUCUCCUUUCAGUUUUUUUCUUCCCUGGGAAAAGAUGAGAGGUGCGUGCAGGAGUUUUCUUACUGCGGUGUUUCUUAACCAGCAUAAGAUAAUGUUGUUAGCUAUAUUGUUUAUCGUUUGAGAACUUUUUGAUCCUUCCCUUUUGUUUUGUAAACAAAUAUCUUUCGUAUGAGGUUAUGAUUCUGUUUUAUACAAAAUGCAGCGAGUCUUCUUGUCAAACAUGGAUUAAUAUCUUGUUAAUGAAAUUAAGUCUGGAUUCUCUU
Molecule: messenger RNA, 1412 nt
Organism: Populus euphratica (Euphrates poplar)
Lineage: Eukaryota; Viridiplantae; Streptophyta; Magnoliopsida; Malpighiales; Salicaceae
Product: phosphoenolpyruvate carboxylase kinase 1-like
Exons: 2
Coding region: 156-977 (273 amino acids)
Biological process (GO): protein phosphorylation
Molecular function (GO): protein kinase activity; ATP binding
Source: RefSeq, a predicted model, not a curated record